Molecule: messenger RNA, 1482 nt
Organism: Paraglomus brasilianum
Lineage: Eukaryota; Fungi; Glomeromycota; Glomeromycetes; Paraglomerales; Paraglomeraceae
Source: the annotation of a GenBank genome assembly
AUGAAGAACGGAAACAGUGAAGUAUAUUUAAGUCUAUAUGGAGUCCAUUUUGUUAAUAAUGGAAGUGUAUAUAUGAGCGCGGCCGAGAGGAAUCAGCUAUGGUUUGAAGAUUUACUACGAAGUAUGCCAUCCGAGGCGUUGUUUGACAAAAUAAAACCUCUCUUACUUUCAAUAAUUAAUGACAAGAUCAGAAAGUAUGAUGAAAUGUUUAUUCGUGGGGAAGAAACGAUAGUCGAACAUGUCCCUGUACACACAACUCCAGCAUCUUGCCGUUAUGUUCUCUUACUUCAACUGCAUCCACUUUCCCCAUCCACAUCUGCAUCACCCGAUCUUUCUCAAACUAUAUUUCACAAAACUCUUACUUCUUUCCGCAUCCCACUACUCUCUGCCUCUCUGUUCACCUACUCUCCCGACUGCAAAGUGAGUUCAAUUAGUCAAGAUGUAAAGGGAAUACAGCUGAUAAAGUAUUAUUCGAAAGCAGUCAGUUAUGCUAUCAUGGCCUGUUUAGUGACUGUCGUGCAGAUUUACUUGGUUCGAAUGCAGAUCAAAUACAAUUCUUCGGCACUGGGUCUUUCGCGAGUCUCUUAUUGGACGAUAGCAGUUCAAGCAAUAAUGGACGGGUAUCUCUGUCUUCUUCACAUAACCACAGGGAUUCUGAUAGAGUCUGUCUUCUUUCCUUUGGCAUCGGCGGCAUUCUUUUCCUUUGUGCUCGUUUCCUUAUUCGAGAUGCGAUAUCUACUGGCAAUUUGGCAUGUGCAAAAGUCAGAAGUCGUUUCCGUCAGAAGUGGCGUUGGAAUCGUUACACAACGUGGGACCACGAGCGCACCACACGGAAGAAUGCAUUCGUCCCCGUUACCCUCCGCAAAUGACUCUAAAAGUGAACUAGGCGGUAUCUGUGCUAAAUGUUAUGUCGGUCUACUCGUUGGAGUGUUCAUAAUUAUACGGUCUGCCUCGUUCUCGGAUCUUUUCCAAGACAUUGUUGCAAUCUUAUUAGUCUUGUCGAUGUUCAGUUUCUGGGUCCCUCAAAUAUUGAGGAACGUUAUUCGCAACACGAGAAGAGGGUUGAAUCUAUAUUAUGUUGUUGGAAUGUCGUUUACUCGUCUCGUUAUGCCGCUUUAUUUCCUUGCGUGUCCGAAGAAUGUUCUCGGGAGAGAGCCUUCGCCAUUGAUUUAUGUGAUUAUGUCGUAUGUAGGAGCACAAGUGCUUAUUCUUAUUGCUCAAGAGUGCUUCGGGCCGAGAUUUUUUGUUCCUGCUAAAUAUCUUCCUCCAACGCACGAUUAUCAUCCAAUCCUGGAUGAGAUGUUAGCUGCAGGCCGUUGCUGUGCCAUCUGCAUGACUGCAGUCGAUGUUUCCGAAAGAAAGUCAAGAAAUGAGCAUAUGGUGACGCCGUGCUGUCAUGUGUUCCAUACUGGGUGUUUGGAACAGUGGAUGAAAAUUAAACUCGAGUGUCCGAUAUGUCGUUCUCAUCUGCCAAUUUCUUAA